Insectozyma verbasci is the source of this 1956-nucleotide messenger RNA. Lineage: Eukaryota; Fungi; Ascomycota; Pichiomycetes; Serinales; Debaryomycetaceae. The record is from the annotation of a GenBank genome assembly.
AUGUUUAAUAGGGGGAAGAACGAAAAACAAACAGUUAUUGAAACAAAGCCAGAUGAUUUUCAAUCAUUUGAUGAAACUGGAUCUCCAUAUAUCACAUCAUCAUCAUCUAUAACAACUUCAAGAAUAAAAUCAAAAUGGAAUAAUUUUGUUGAUUCUUUUAGAAGGAAAGAAGUUGAUUCAGAGGAUGUAGGUAAACUUUUAGCAAAAGGUAUAUCAAAAAGGCACCUUAUUCUAAUGGCUUUGGUAACUGGUAUAGGUACUGGUUUAUUGGUUGGUUCGGGAAGUGUCUUACAUAAAUCAGGUCCAUUAUUUUUAAUUAUAGGUUAUGCAAUUGUUGGUUCAUUUUUAUUUCCUACUUUACAAGCAGCAGGUGAAAUGGCUGUUAAUUAUGCAGAUUUGUCAGGAGGCUAUAAUAAUUAUCCAAGAAGAUUUAUUGAUGAAAGUUUGGCAUUUGCCAUUACAUGGAAUUAUUGUAUACAAUGGUUAUCAGUGAUAUCAAUUGAAUUAGUUACAGCAGCAAUGACUAUAGAAUAUUGGAUUACAACUGUCAAUGCCGAUGUCUGGGUUACAAUUUUCUUUGUUGUUGUGUUAUUAAUUAACUGGGUUGGUGCAAAAGGUUACGGUGAAGGAGAAUUUAUAUUGGGUAGUUGUAAAAUUAUGAUGAUUGUUGGGUUUAUAAUUAUGGCUAUUGUAGUUGAUGUUGGUGGUGGUCCAAAUAAAGAGUUUAUUGGUGGUAGAUAUUGGCAUGAUCCAGGUUUUUAUACAAAUUUUAAAGGUCUUUGUGUAUGUAGUUGGUUGCAAAAUGUUAAAUCUGUUAAAAUUUAAUGCGCUACCAAGUGUUCAAAAAUUUUCAACUGAUUUUCAUCAAAAUUUCCAUCAAUAAAAAGCUAUACUAACCAUUCUUUUUUAGUCCGUAUUUGUUACAGGGGCUUUUUCACUCGGGCAGUCAGAAUUUGUCGCCUUAAGUGCUGCAGAGCAAGUAUGUUGAUAUCAAAGUUGGAAUUCUUGGGAUUCCAAAUUCUUGAAUAUUUAAUUAUCGAUUGAUUUGAAUACUAACUUUUGAUUUAGCCAAAUCCAAGAUCUGCUAUUCCUACUGCUUGUAAAUUAAUCUUUUGGAGAAUUUUAAUUUUAUUUUUAGGUUCAUUAACUAUGGUUGGUUUAUUAGUUCCUUAUACUAGUGAUCAAUUGAUGGGUGCUUCAGGUAGUAGUACACAUGCAUCACCAUUUGUGUUAGCUGCUUCAUUACACGGAGUUAAAGCAGUUCCAUCAAUUAUUAAUGCUGUCAUUUUAUUGUCUGUGACUUCUGUUGCAUCAUCUGCAUUAUAUUCAUCUUCAAGAACUUUACAGUCAUUAUCUGAACAAGGUUUUGCUCCAAAAUGGUUUAAUUAUAUUGAUCGUACUGGUAGACCAGCAAGAGCAUUAGUAGUAUGUUCAAUUUUAGGAUUAUUUGCUUAUAUCGCUGCGUAUAGAAAACAAGAAACUGUAUUUGAUUGGUUAUUAGCUAUUUCAGGUUUAUCACAAAUUUUUACUUGGGGUGGAAUUUGUUUAUCGCAUGUAAGAUUUAGACAAGCUUUGAAAUUUAAUGGUAUUUCAACAGAUUCAUUAGGUUAUAAAGCUUCAACUGGCGUUAUUGGUUCUUAUUAUGCAAUUAUUUGGUAUAUUUUGAUUUUAAUUGCUCAAUUUUGGAUUGCAUUAUAUCCUGUCGGUGCUAAGAAACCAGAUGCAAACAAUUUUUUCCAAAAUUAUCUUGGGGCAAUUGUUUUAAUUUUAUUUUAUGUUGGUCAUAAAUUAUAUACUAGAAAUUGGUCAUUAUAUAUACCUUUAAAAGACAUUGAUAUUAAUAUAGAUAGAACAAUUUUUGAUGAAGAGAUAUUAAAUUUAGAAAAAGAAGAAGAGAAAGAUAAUUGGAAACGAAUGCCAUUUUGGAAGAAAGGGUUGAAAUUUAUGUUUGCAUAA